AUGCAAUUCGCAUUACCUCCGCGGAAGAGCCCACACGAGCUACCAGGUCACCACUCUACUCGGCUCCCAUUGUACCGGAGGAAGCAGCUGAAGACUGUGGCUGUGAUCGGCAUUUCAAUAUUUGCAUUUCUCUAUAUAUUGUCUCACAUCUUCUCUUCGAGCUCGGAUUCUCUCUCAGCGUCGGCAGGAACAGCUGGUGUGGUGAUCGUGACCGUGCUAGAUCGCCAAAGCUUCAGCGAAGGUUACAUCAGCAAGAUCAUCGCGAAUAGGGAGGACUAUGCUAAGCGUCAUGGCUACACGAACUUCUUCGCAAGCGUCUCCGACUACAAAGAAGCUGUAGGCGACGCUCCAAAAAGCUGGGCCCUAGUUCCAACCAUGCGCCAUGCGCUGGCAACGUAUCCCAAGGCCAAAUACUUCUUCCACAUGAGCCCUCACGCCCUCAUCAUGAAUCCUACUACCUCGCUCACCUCACACAUUCUCGACCAAAAGCGCCUCGAAUCACUGAUGAUGAAAGAUGCUUCUAUCGUACCGCCUAACGGAAUCAUCAAGACCUUUCCACAUCUGAAAGAGCAGAAUACUGAUCUGGUCAUCACACAAGACAGUGAAGGUUUGCGUUCAACGAGCUUUAUUCUGAAGAACAGGGAGUUUGCACGCUUCUUCUUGGAUCUUUGGUUUGAUCCACUGUUCCGGUCCUAUAAUUUCGUCAAAGCUGAGACGCAUGCCCUAGAUCAUAUUUUACAAUGGCAUCCUACGGUACUUGCUCGUAUGGCACUAAUUCCUCAGCGAACCCUGAAUGCCUACAGCAAGGAUUCGUCUGGCGCGUCGCCGAACGGAACGUAUAGAGAUGGCGACCUGAUAAUUUCCUUCCCUGCGUGCGAUAAGGCCGGCACUCGAGACUGCCAGGAGUUUCAUACAUACUACGAACAGUGGUUGAAGAAAGUCAAGGGCUCUUGA
Molecule: messenger RNA, 954 nt
Organism: Penicillium diatomitis
Lineage: Eukaryota; Fungi; Ascomycota; Eurotiomycetes; Eurotiales; Aspergillaceae
Product: putative alpha-1,6-mannosyltransferase subunit
Exons: 3
Coding region: 1-954 (317 amino acids)
Biological process (GO): protein N-linked glycosylation
Cellular component (GO): mannan polymerase complex; Golgi membrane
Molecular function (GO): alpha-1,6-mannosyltransferase activity
Source: RefSeq, a predicted model, not a curated record